Molecule: messenger RNA, 3152 nt
Organism: Lycium ferocissimum
Lineage: Eukaryota; Viridiplantae; Streptophyta; Magnoliopsida; Solanales; Solanaceae
Exons: 6
Coding region: 331-2802 (823 amino acids)
Molecular function (GO): nucleic acid binding
Source: RefSeq, a predicted model, not a curated record
UCUCAAGCAAUAUAAUUUCUCCACUUGCAUUUUACAAAACCAUUAUCUUUUCCAAAAAAAAAAAAAUUGUUUUGUUUUAUUUUUACAUAAAUUACGUGUAUUCGCAUAUAUUAUUCACAGAUCAUUAUUAUUUUGGGGUUACUUUAUUCUUGUUUACGAUUUAUAUAUCUAAUUUGUUUCUGUUCUAACCAUUGUGUGUUUUUUUGCUUUGAGAUUAGGGUUUCUAUUUUGGAAUUAGGGUUUACACCAUCUUAUUGGUCGAAAAGUUACCGUCUUUACUGCCCUAUUUGCAGUGGUUUGUCAAAGUGAAUUUUUCACUUGGUGGCUAAGAUGUCGGAUUACCCUGUGCUUGAUAAUCGUCCAAUUAAUAAAUGGAAAGUAGCAGAAUUAAGGGAAGAGCUUAAGAGGAGGAACUUAACAACAAAAGGGUUGAAGGAUGAUCUGGUUAGGCGAUUAAAUGAAGAUAUAUGCAAAGAAAUGGAAGCUGCUGAGGUUGAAGAGAGUAAGGAUGAUGAUCGUGACAUUGAUCCUGCAAAUGGUCUUGAAGAUACUGAACCAGAGCCUGAUCCUGUUAAAUUGGUCGAUGAGGUUCUGGAUCACCCCCAAAGUGAAGUUACUAAGGGUUCCGAUCAUAUUACUGAUUCUGCCUGUGGUCUUGAAGACACUCAACCAAAUAGUAGCCCUGCUAAAUUGGUUGAUAAUGUUCAGAAGCAUCACCAAGAUGAAGUUAAUGAUAUUGAUGGUGAUGAUACUAGGGCCAGCACCAAGAAUUGUCUUGUUGAAAUAGAGCAGAACAAAGUGUUGGAUGAGGUUGCAACUGGAGGUACUGAUGCUGCUGCUGGAGAAUCAAGACAUUCAGAGGCACCUGUCCAUAGCACUAGUGUUAUAAAUAAGAUUGCGUCUACUGAUCAAUUUAUUGAAGACAAACCUGAUAAGGAACACAAGGUUAUUGAUUCUUCUCAGGAUAAUUAUGUUGUUGAUGGGGUAUCUGGAGUUCAGGAUGUUUCUAUUCCAGGCAGCUGUACUGGACAGGACUCUGAGGAUAUGAAAAUUUCAUCUUCUGAGGGAGUGCUUGAGGACAACCUUAUGAGACAAGAAAAUGAUGUGGAGGUAACCCCAGUAACAUCCAGCAUUAAGUUAGAUAAUGAGGGUCUGAAACCCUCAGGCAUGGAUGCUGAGCCAGAUAUGUCAAAUCCAGCCACUCAGGUAUAUGAGGUGAACCCUAAUUUAGGGUCUCAAGUAAAAUCUGACUCAUUUUCUACUGAUACUUUGCCCAUUAAUGAAAAUAAAGAUUUAAAUGAUAAUUUGAAUGCUGAUAAUGUCAAAUUAGAAACUGAAGUUGUUAGGCAAGAGAUGGAGCUGCAGUCAUCCAGCAAAGACCUAUCAGAUGUUGGCAGCUCUCAUCCAUUGGAUGAUCAGAUGCCACAUGAGAUGCAGGGUCUUGUUGGAGAAACUGAUGAUGACAAAUCUUCAGAUGUGAAAUUUAGCAUGAAAAAUGACAAUGCAGAUCAGGUUUCUGUUGACGUUGCCAAGGUAGAGCAUGGUUUGGAGAGUAAGACUUCGAAUAAUAGUGAGCAAACCGAUAUACAGUUUGACAAUGCUAGAACUUUAGGUGAUGUUGUUGAGCCUAGUUUGUCACCUAAGAACAUUGAGGGAUCUGCUGAAGAUAAACAUGGUCUUGCUGCUUCCGGUGAUGAUAGAAAAGAUUUUAGCAAGAUAACCGAUCUAGGGGAUGGUGAGAAUAUGGAAAAGAUAAACUUGGAUCAGUCUGAUGAUUCCAUGGAGGAGGAUGUACUAGAGACAAAGCAUGUGGAUUUUGAUCAUAUUUCUAAGGAGAAUGAUAAGACAGAAGAGCCUAUUACGGUAAUGACAGAAGAGCCCAAAGUUCGACUGAGUGGUUCUUCUGAUGCAAUGCAGCUAGACAUUCCUUCUGAGAAGGUUGAGUCUCAAGAAACUAAAGAUAAGUCUCCUGAUUUGUCAGAGAAGAGGAAGUUUCAAGAUGAAGCAGUAGGUGGGAGUAAAGAGCCUGCUAAAAGGCAGCGUAGAUGGAACACUGAGAGUUUGAAGACUGCUGAACCACAAAAUUCAAGUAUUGCUUUAUCAAAGAAUGUUGUUCAGACCACCCCUGUCAAACCCAUCCUUGGUCGGACUAACUCUACAGUUGGUGGGGAUGCACCUAAGGAGCGGAUUGUACCAAAGUCUUCCAAAACAGCCACUAAUUCUCUCAAAAUUGAGAACUUCUUGCGGCCUUUUACAUUGAAAGCUGUGCAAGAGCUCCUUGGAAGAACAGGUGAAGUCUGCAGUUUCUGGAUGGACCAGAUAAAGACCCAUUGCUAUGUCACGUAUUCUUCGGUAGAAGAAGCCAUAGAGACCCGAAACGCUGUUUACAAUCUCCAAUGGCCACCAAAUGGAGGUCGUCUCCUGGUUGCAGAUUUUGUUGAUCCCCAACAGGUGCAAACCAAGGUAGAGGGUCGCGAACCUGCUUCUCCACCGAAAAAUGCCAGUCCUGCUGUGCCUCCAGCUUCAUCUUCUGUUCAAACACCACCUGCCCAGCAGCAGGGUCGCAAACAGCAAGCUGAGUCAGAACAUCCACUCGCACGCCAGCCAGCACCUGCUCCUCCUAGUGCUCCUCCAACAAAAGAGAUGCUUCCUUCACCUGUUGCUGAUAAAAAUGAUCCCCCUAUUGUAACUUUGGAUGAUCUCUUCAGAAAGACCAAAGCCACUCCCCGUAUCUAUUAUUUACCAUUGACAGAUGAAGAAGUUGCUAAAAAGCUUGCCAUUAGGGGAAAUGCUAAGCACUAGAGAUUGAAGUGAAUAAAGGGCAUGUUAGAUGGAUUGUAGAGUGGUAUUUUAGUGUAAUGCUGAAAACUGCAAGUUUGCCCGCCUAAAGAAGUUGCAGUCUAAUUUGUAGGCGAGUAGCAAGUUUCUUGAGGCUCGUUGAGACCUUCCUUUCUUUUCUUUUUUCGGUUUGUUUUGUUAAUGCUUGCAGCUUUGGUUGUUGCAAGGUGCAAGUCUCAACUGUAUUUUCCUUUGGGUUGACGAGACUUCUAAAUGUGCAGAUUAUGACGAAUCUGCGUGAGUCUUGAUUUCUUUCUUUAUCCAGAUUCCUGGAGAACUAUUUAAAUAUUAAUGAUCCGAGUUGUUAUGAGAUC